This is a messenger RNA of Clunio marinus, 4188 nucleotides long. The record is from the annotation of a GenBank genome assembly. Lineage: Eukaryota; Metazoa; Arthropoda; Insecta; Diptera; Chironomidae.
CUCAUUUAUUUUCGCGAAUAUUUUGUGUUCUUUAUCGAUUUUGUUGUAUCGUUUACGUUUAAAAGUGUUUACAACAUUGAGAUUAAUAGUUUUAAGUUCAAGAACGUUAAGUAAAGUGCCUUAAACAAAGUAAAAAUCAAGGAAAUAACUUUCCAACUAUUAUGCGUCCAUCGAGAAUUACAAAAACAACGACAGGUGUAGAAUUUAUGUUUUGAAUGAAGAAGCCUUACAAAUUUAAACAUAUCCUGUUGCAUCAUCAAAUUAAACUUGCUCAAUAUAAAGUGAUCAAAAGUUCAAAACAAUUAUUUACAAAGUCUGAAACUGUUUUUUAUCAGUUAAAAAAAAAGAGUUGAAGGAGGUUUUGAGUCGUUCCAUCUCGCUCGCACUUUUAAAAAGCUGUUGCGAGACAACAUUUUACUUCUCAUUCUCCGUUCGUUCAGUUGUUUGAUGGGAAAAAGUAUCGCGAAGAAGAAUGGAAUCUGAAAUUAAGAAUUACGACAUUGGUGAAUCAUCGAGAAAUUACCAUCAAAACAUGCAGAUGAUUAAUCGAAAGCACGGAUUCCACAAUGAUGACGACGAUUUAGGACCGUUGCCACCAAAUUGGGAGAAAGCUUAUACUGAGAAUGGUGAAACGUAUUUUAUUGAUCAUUCGACUGGACAAUCACAUUGGUUGGAUCCAAGAUUGUCAAAGUUUCAGAAGAAAUCGUUGCAAGAUUGUGAAGACGACGAACUUCCUUAUGGUUGGGAGAAGAUUGUCGACCCUGAGUAUGGAAUUUACUUCAUUGAUCAUGUAAAUCGAAAAACACAAUACGAGAAUCCUGUGAUACAAGCAAAACGAGAACUUGAGAUGACUAAACGAUUAGAAGCUGCCACAAACUUUAUGCCUGACAAUGUUGAUUCACCAUUAGAGCCGAAAAGCUUUUUCACAAAAAAUCCUUCAGAUUUACUUGGCGAACGAAUUCAAACGACUUUAGUGAAGUCACAACGCGGACUCGGCUUUACAAUUGUUGGCGGUGAUUGCAGUGAUGAUGAGAAUAUUGAAGAGUUCCUUCAAAUUAAAUCAAUUGUUCCAAACUCACCAGCAUCAGCUGAUGGAAAACUUCAAACCGGAGACAUUCUCGUAUUUGUGAAUCAUAUUUGUGUACUUGGCUUUACACAUCAUGAAAUGGUGAACAUUUUCCAAUCGAUAAUGGCAGGUGAAGAAGUUCAUCUUGAUGUUUGUCGUGGAUAUAAGUUACCCUUCGAUCCAGCUGAUCCAAACACAGAAAUUGUCACAACAAUCGCCGUGAAUGGCUUAAACGAUGAAGUUGAGAAAAAUCGUUUGUUUCUUGAUCUUUCUCAUGACAAUUACAAUUUUCUCGAAUUAUCAAACGACCAAGGAAUGUCGACUAAGAACAGCUUUGAGAUUCCUGAAAUUCACGACAUAAUCAUUGUGAAAGGUGAUCAAGGAUUUGGAUUUACAAUCGCUGAAAGUAAUUUGUGGGGUCAGAAAGUGAAAAAGAUUCUCGAUCGGCAAUGUUGUAAAAAUCUCCAAGAAGGCGACAUUCUGUUGAGCAUUAACAACAUAAACAUAAAGAACUUGAGUCAUGGUGAUGUCGUGCAAGUAUUGAAAGAAUGUCCGAAGAAUCAAGAAACAAUUCUUCGUGUUCAACGCGGUUUAAUUCGAAGUAGUUUGAAUAAGUUCAAUGGGAAGGCAAGAAAUGGAAGCAAAGUCGAGCAGAAGCCGUCAGGAAGCAAUGGAAAGCCAUUUUUGAACGGUCUCUUUCGUAGUAAGACGCCAACCGCUGAUCUUUACAGCACACAACCGAAGGAAAUUCUUCCAAUUCGACCAAAGACGCCACUCGUUGAUUCACGUGCACGCGUUCAAAUGAAAACACCAAUCGAGGAUUUAAACACCGAAGAUAUUGAACUUGACAGUAAACUCACCGAAUUGAAUGACGACAACAAAUCAACAAUUUCAACAGCGACAACAGCUUACGACACAACGAAAUUACUCACCGAACAAUUCGAUAAUUUCGCUAUAAAUGAUCAACGCAGUGACACCUACACAACAACCGAUUCGAUUACAUCGAAGACAAGUGGACGAAAUCGUUUCUUCAGUCCGCUUGACAUCAAAAAUGGUAAUCUCGUGGUUGAUAAUGGUGCCGAUUACUAUUAUGGAAAUUCAAGUAAUUCUGUUUAUUCACUGCCACCUCCGCCAUCAAUUCCAACAUCACAACAGACAAGAUACAUUCAACCAAUUCAACCACCGCCAUCGUCACAACAACAACAGAAUUUGUCAUCAACAAUUCCAUAUCAACAUCAACCACAUGACAGUUGCUUUUGUUAUGAUUGUCAAGACUAUCGUGUGAAAAUGACGCAACAAAACGACUAUCAAAGUGCACCACCAUCAAAUAAUAAUUCUGAUUACAGCACGCUUCAAUCGCGAUUUAAUUUGCCACCACAGAUGAGUGAUAAUGUUGGAAAAAGAAUUAAUGACUACUUGAUGGAUCGAAAACGUAAUGCUGGAGGUGAAUUUUAUAAUGGAAACUUUAAUAACGGCUACAACUCAUUUCGAUCGAAUGGUAAUGGUGUGAUGACUGUUAAUGGAAUGGAUUCUGAAUAUUAUUACGUUGAAGUGACACUUGAACGACAAGCUUUGGGCUUUGGUUUUCGUAUUGUUGGUGGAACUGAAGAAGGAUCGCAAGUUUGUGUUGGUUACAUUGUGAAAGAUGGUGCAGCUGAUCGUGAUCCUCGUAUUCAAACAGGCGACGAAAUUAUCAACAUUAAUGGAGUUAAUGUCGAAUGUGCGUCACAUCAUCUUGUUGUGAAGUUGAUGAGUGAAGCAGCUUUAUGUGGUCAAGUUACGAUGCUAUUAAGAAAGAGAAAAGUUCGUGGUGGCGUUAAUUUUUAUCGUCCACAAACAUCGAACACAACAUUUGAAACAGCGCCGAUGCCAAACACUUAUGAUGUCAUUAUCAAUCGACAAGAGCAUGAAGGUUUUGGUUUUGUUAUAAUUUCGUCAUCAAAUCAAAUGACGGGAUCAACAAUUGGAAAAAUUAUUCCGAAUAGUCCAGCAGAUACCAAUCAAUUGAAGAUUGGCGAUCGAAUUAUUCGUGUGAAUGACAUCGACAUUUCAAAUUUGUCGCAUGGCGAUGUCGUGAAGAUCAUCAAAGAUUCCGGUCUGACUGUUCAGUUGACUGUCAGCAACUCAAUUCCGAAUCCUGAUCCAAGUCAAUUCAUCAGUGAUGCGCCUUUUAAUACAAACAUCAAUACCAAUGAUGAACGUCAUUUAGGAUGUUACUUAGGACUUGCAUGCUUUAAUUGUCUACUGACGGGAGACUCAAUUAUGUUAAACUAGAUAAUCAAAAAAUAUUCAUUUAGAUACAUAUUCACACAUACACCCACGCAAUAUAUAUUUUUUUAUUUUAAAUUUAAUUUCCUUUACAUUUGUUAAGAAAUUUACCAAAGUACUUAAAGCAAUUUUCAUAUCGACAAUUAAUUUACUUAAUUAUGUAAGAGUUGAGAAGAUUUGCUGCAUUUCCGAAAAGAUUUUGUCAUAAUUUAACUUCCACUACGGCUCUUACUUAUUUACAUUAUUAUUCUACAUAUUAAAUGCUUAAUGAUUGCCAAUCACUUUAUUAAUUUUUUAGUUUUUAAGUUGAAAUAUGUUUAAGUUAAAUGCUGAGCAUUUUAAUGCACAUCAAAAUUUAGAAAAAAAGUUUAAUGAUGAUGAAAUGUUAGUGCAAAAUAUUUAGAGAUUUAGGGAAAUAUUUACUAAAUAUAUACGAAGAAUGGUUAAUGAUGAUCGUUUUUGUAGCCUUAGUAACGACCAUAACAAUUAAUAAUUCUUAAGACUGACAUUUAUCGAUCCGAAAUUUCUGUUAAAAAUCUUGCAAUUAAUUUUUUUGCUUCUCGAAUUCUGAUAAAUUAAAUUAAUCAAAAAGUAUUCUUCACACAUUUCUCCCUCUCUUUACUUAUGUGGCUUAGUUUACUUUGUGAAUCUCUGCUCAAUGCAUGAAAAUGUUAACGUCUUAAUCAACGAUCGUUACUUCCUUCUCUCACUUUGUAAAUCGAUAUUAAAGAAUGUAAACCAGCUAUUUACUUAACUGAGAAAUUUUCUAUAAAAAAGCAGAUAUUAUGUAAGAAAUAAUUAAGUUAGCGACAUUUAAAAAAAUUAAAUAAAUAAAGAAAUCAAUGAAAGAAAAA